AUGCUCAGAUCGCGGCAUAUCGGCGAAAUGGUAGCGCGGCCGCGCUCGCCUGCGGGCGCCGUUAUCCCACGGUUCUACGCUGGUCGGCAAGUGCUCAUCACUGGGGCCACCGGCUUCAUGGGCAAGGUCCUAGUGGAAAGGUUGCUAUCCACUUGUCCAGACAUCGGUCAUCUCCAUCUUCUGCUGCGUCCUAAGAAGGGAGUGCCUCCAGAGAAGCGCCUACAGAUGCUGAAGCAGUCUCAGGUCUUCGACGUCAUUCGUCAGAAUAGACCGGAGCAGCUGGACAAGCUGAGGAUGGUUGCAGGGGAUAUUGCGGAGCCCGGGCUGGGUUUGGCGCCAUCCGUGUUACAUCAACUGCGAGAGGUGUCAGUCGUGUUCCAUUCGGCCGCAACGUUGAAGUUCGACGAGCCUCUACCAAUGGCUGUACGACAGAAUGUGCUCUCUGCAAUACGGGUGAUGGAGCUUUGCGACCAGCUACCACACGUUGAGGUUUUCAUGCACGUUUCCACGGCGUACAGCAACUCGGAACUGUCCCAUGUUGAGGAGAGGGUAUAUGCUCCUCCCACGGAAUUGCAGCAGCUGCUAUCAUUGCUAGAAGUCGUGCCACCGGCUCUGCUACCUAACAUUACUGCACAGUAUAUAUCCCCGAAAACCAAUACAUACACCUUUACGAAGGCAAUGGCGGAGGAGGCUGUACGCAUCCAUGGUAACCAGCGCUACCCCAUCGGAAUAUUCCGUCCCACUAUAGUGGUCUCAUCCCUGCGGAACCCAUUCCCUGGGUGGAUCGAGAACCUGAACGGCCCCAGCGGCAUCAUAGCGGCUGCCGGCAAAGGGCUGCUGCACGUGUUCUCCGUGAAGGAAUCCGCUAGGGCUGACAUGCUUCCGGUUGACAUAGCCAUAGACACGCUAAUCGCCGCCUCCUGGGAGACAGCCAUAGAGAAAUCGAGGGAUGUCCGUGUAUACAAUUGUAGUACAUAUGAAAAUCCCACUACAUGGGGGCAGUUCGAGAAUGCCCUUAGGUUCAACAUAAGGGAGUUCCCGAUGGAUGGCGUCUUGUGGUAUCCGUCCGGCACGGGCGUCGAAAACAGGUACACGCAGAAAGUUCUCGAGUUCACCCUUCAGACGCUGCCAUUGCAUGCUGCUGAAUACGUAAUGCGCCUGUUCGGCAUCAAAAGACAAUUAAGCCUCAUCACCGCAUGUCAGAAGAUGCGUGCGAUGAACGAGGUGCUCAGCUUUUUCGCGCUACAUGAGUGGCGCUUCAGCACAGAUAACGUAAAGAAACUUCGCGCGCGAUUAACACCUGACGACCGCGCCAUCUACAAUCUGGAUCCGAACACUAUUCAGUGGGAUGAUUUGUACAGGGAUUUCGUCAUAGGAACAAGAAAAUAUAUCCUCAAGGAAAAAGAUCAAGACCUUGACGAAGCCAAACGACAUUUACGCAGAAUGUAUUUCCUUCACAAAGGCGCAAUGGUUUUUGCAGUUUUGCUAGCGUUCAGACUGGUAUUACAGAACAGGUACAUGCGUGACUUUGUAUACGGGGCUCUGAGACUUCUGAUGUACAUAGUCAGCACGACGUACUCGCGAGUGACAGCACAUGUA
This is a messenger RNA of Iphiclides podalirius (scarce swallowtail), 1599 nucleotides long. Lineage: Eukaryota; Metazoa; Arthropoda; Insecta; Lepidoptera; Papilionidae. The record is from the annotation of a GenBank genome assembly.